This is a messenger RNA of Ceratitis capitata (Mediterranean fruit fly), 741 nucleotides long. RefSeq lists its product as uncharacterized. The coding region runs from base 244 to 693 and encodes 149 amino acids. The transcript is spliced from 4 exons. Lineage: Eukaryota; Metazoa; Arthropoda; Insecta; Diptera; Tephritidae. The record is from RefSeq and is a predicted model, not a curated record.
UCAGGUAUUCUACAUUGCCAAGUUUCGGUAAAAUUUUGGCAUUGUAUUUGUAUAAGUGUAUGUAUGUUAGUUUAACAAUAAUUCUUCAGCCACUCGGCACAUUGCAAUUCAAAGCAUAAAUAUUUAGUUGAAAUUUGUACGUGUUUGGCAUAAUUUUGAGCGAGUUUCAAAUACGGAAACUUUUUUGAAUCACUUGCCGAGGCGUAAAUUAGUUUCUCAAAUCAUGCUGAGGCGUUCUUUAAAAUGACGAAUAUCGCUUGCACCGAUAUGAAUAACAGCAUUGCCACAGUGGAGGUGUGUCGUUUGAAAGCUGUAAAACGUGAUGUAGUUGAAGCGACGGUUAAAUUUCGUUUACUACAAAAGUUGGAACGUUUUAACUUGCAUGUGAAAUUGCUACGAAAAUACAACACCUACGAGCCGUUUAUCAUUAACGGCACGGUCGAUGUAUGCGCCUUCUUCAGAAAUAAAGGAAAAUCGCCUUUAAGGGUGUUAUACAAAUUAAUAGAGAAAUUUACAAAUACGAAUCACUCGUGUCCAUUCGAGCACGAGAUCUUCAUUAAUCGUUUCAGACCCGAGCAUGAGAACUUGAUUAUUAAUCUACCAACUGGUGAAUAUUUGAUUUUAUUUGGCUUCUAUGUGCCGAAAAAUUUAUUGGGUUAUUUGAGAGUGUGGUUUACUUUCCGGGAGGUGUAACUUUUCAAAAAUAAAAAAAAUAUACGAAUAAAUUUAAGAAAACAAUGG